This is a messenger RNA of Vespa velutina, 2888 nucleotides long. RefSeq names its product ETS translocation variant 1-like (gene Ets96B). Lineage: Eukaryota; Metazoa; Arthropoda; Insecta; Hymenoptera; Vespidae. The record is from RefSeq and is a predicted model, not a curated record. Gene Ontology annotation, cellular component: nucleus. Gene Ontology annotation, molecular function: sequence-specific DNA binding; DNA-binding transcription factor activity, RNA polymerase II-specific. The coding region runs from base 302 to 2152 and encodes 616 amino acids. Gene Ontology annotation, biological process: regulation of transcription by RNA polymerase II; cell differentiation. The transcript has 9 exons.
GACGUUCGCGGUGACAGAAUCGAAUCGAAAGCACAUCGAGAGAAUUUCUAUAUCUAUCACUCGUUCUUCUUCGUAUAUAUUUUUGCAUCCGUUAAUAUUUCUUCUUUUUUUUCUUCCUUGUUGCGUCAGGGUGUUGGUGGUUCAUCUUUCUCUUUCUCUUUCUCCUUCUCUUUCGCUUUCUCUUUUGCUUUCUUUUCCUCUUUUUCUUUCUGUUACAUUUAAAUCCUUCAUUCUGGUGAGUCUCUUCAUAACGAGCACGAUAAAUCUUGGAUAACAAAGAAAGUGUAAUAAACGGUUAACGAUGAACCUCCCCGAUCAGGAGGUACCCGCUGCUACCGCAAAUUUGGGGAGAUUGCCAUCGGAUGACUAUGGAAGAUUAGCUGUACCGGUGCAAACGACGAGCAGCGACUAUUGUUCUCACAAUAAUUAUUCAACGUCUCAGACGACGAACGACGAGAAAACCCAAGCUGGAAAUGAAUUAUAUCCUCCUCAAGAUUAUACGAGACAAGAGUCUUGGCUUCAUGAUGGUAGCAGUUGUGAAACGGAGGGAAGCGAACAGUACGUGCCAGAGUUUCAUCAAAUACCAAAUGGUUGCGUGAAACAGGAAUCGGGGAAUUGUGAAAGGUCCCGGGAAGCUCUUUACCAUCCUCAAUACACAAUUUCCGUCGCACAUCCAUCCACCCUUAAUACUAAUUUUCUCGAUAUAAAUCCCAGUACUCCAGCUGAUUGUUUCGUAAACAAUAGGCUAAGUCCGCAGAAAAGUGAAUCUUUAAAGAAUGUUGCCGUAAAAGAAGAACCAACUGAUAAGGGUUAUCUCGAGCCGGUUUCUGUUUCCACUAUUUCGUCUUCGAUAACUCAGAGCUCUCAGAACGUAAACAGCUUGGUUUAUCCGCAACAACAACAAUACGGGAUUGGUACCAGAGAAAGUAGAAGUUCACCGAUACCCAGUCGACCAGCCAGUGCUUUUUCCGGUACAUCGCAAUGGCAACCACCUAUUUCGACUCCGUCAGAAAGCUUUUUACCGCGACAAGAAGGCUGGACGUCUGAUGGCUAUGGAAAACGUAGUAUAACUCCGACCUGGACCGAAUUAGGAGUUCAAGCGGAAUCGAGAAAUUCGUCGUGGGAACGACAAAAUAAUUGUUUGCAAAAACGAGGAUCACCAUCAUCUUCGUGGAGCUCAGAAUACAUUAGCAAGAGGCCAUCGUCGACUAGUGCGACAACUACUUGGAGCGAUGUGACAGUUGGCUAUCAACAACAAAGACGAGGAUCUCUUCAGCUUUGGCAAUUUCUUGUCGCACUGUUGGAUGAUCCAACGAAUGCACCUUGUAUUGCUUGGACCGGUCGUGGCAUGGAAUUUAAACUUAUCGAACCGGAAGAAGUAGCGCGUAGAUGGGGUGUUCAAAAAAAUCGACCGGCAAUGAAUUAUGAUAAAUUAAGUCGUUCCUUAAGGUAUUAUUAUGAGAAGGGGAUAAUGCAAAAGGUGGCAGGGGAAAGAUAUGUUUACAAAUUCGUAUGCGAUCCGGAAGCUCUUUUUAACAUGGCUUAUGGAACUGGAGGAACUCCUGCACUUUCCACCGAAGUCCAUAGUAGCAUGGUAAGAACGCACACAAUGUCGGGAAAGACGUGUACCACAAGUGACAUAACCGAGCUUGGUAAACAUUCUACAACCGGUUACGGUGAUGCUGUUCUUGCUAUGUAUUCGAACACGGCUGCAGUUUAUGGACCUUCCACUUUGCAUCAUCUGCAUCAAUACUUGGGUGCUAACGAAGAUUUUAAAACACCGACUACCAGAUAUCAUGCGCAUUACUCUGCGCAAUACGAUAAUCACCAUCACCAUCAUCACCACCAUCAUCAUCAUCAUGCUACUUCAGCUUAUUCAGAAACUUUUAUAAAUUAUGGUCGAUUAUCGACGCUAGAACAUCCCCUUGACAUCAGAUCCCAAGAACAACCAAAUAAAACUUCGUAUAAUCAUGAAGGAGAGAAUAUCAAUAGAGAACGAGAAAACUUACCGAUCAGCUAUGACGAUACGCAGAGAUCACAGUUACCAGCACCGUCGGCAACAACGGAAACUACAAUAUUGGACAGCAGUACGAAUUCGAAAAUCGAACAAGCACCAUACGCUUGUUUAGGCGUUGGUAGCUGCGUUUGUUGAAGAUAUAUAAAUUUCUUCAAUAUCCUGAAUGUUCAUCGAUAACGAGUUGAAUGUUCUUUGUCGAAAAAAAAAGAAACAAAAAAAAAUAAGUUUCCUUCACCAGCGAAUUUUUCGUAGAUCCCUGUGUAAAUAUAUUUAUUCUUUUGCAUAAGUCUUCGAUGAGAUGGGAAAGAUUCGUUUAGUUAGAAAUUAUUAUUUUGUCGAAACGAAGAUUGAACGUAAUAGAACAUUCUCUAGAUAGAAAAUUCUGUUUUUCUUUUUUUUUUUUUGUCAGAUCUGAUACGAUAUGUUGUAAUUUAUUCUGUAAAUAGGCUAAUAUAAUAAUUAACUUUAGCAGGCUUUGUUACUCGAAUUAAUUGUAAGUAUAUCCUCUGUGGAAUUGAAAUAAUCAUAAUUCGAGAGCCUCGAAAAAUACGUACGUAUAUAUAAUAAUAUUUAUCGAUAGACGCUUGCCUUGCGAGGUCUGAUCAGGACUAUCUUUUCUUCGGAAUAAUAUCUCGCGGUCAUUGCUUAAUAUGACGUAAGUCCACGACAUCGUACGCGGAGGUCGAGUGUAUAUUUCAGGCUCUGACACACCUCAGGACAUGUUUAUAUUUGCCUCUCGCUCUCGCGCAUUAGGUUUCUAUAGCGUUAGAGCUAUGUUUCUCCCACCCUCAUGUAAGCACACAGUGGCAACUAUAGUCGGUGACUUAAGCUAAACGGUGAUGGGUUCGCAACUGUCACUCUGAAGACAAAA